CAUUAGCAACCGACCGUCUUCUUCAUUUGUUCUCACACUUUAUCGCUUACGAGACCAAACUUUUUUAUAUUACUCAAGACGAGAGUGCCCAACCCAGAGACGGGGAGAUUAUUUUAGAUGAACCUUCGAUUUCCAGGUCGUGAUUCGGAGGCGGAAGUUGUUGGUGUACCCUGUAUACGUAGUUCAUAUAUACACUGACAUGCAAGUGGCAAAGCCAGAGCCUUCGGCGCCGGUCUCCUGGCCAACAUUUGAAAACGGAGAAGACUAUUAUCAUUAUUUGAAGUGUCAGGUACUAGAAGAGCAACGCGAAUUUUUAUGUAAACAUUUAAGACACGAUCGUUACUUCGCAUAUCUUCGAUCGCAGCGAGUUCUGGAUGCAGAUAUGUGUGAAGAGAUUGAACUACCCCGAAAACACGCCGCUCAAGUGAAUAAAUUUGUGGACUGCUUAAUAAAUCAAGGCGGGCCCCAUGCUUUUGAUCAUUUUAUUGAGUCGCUGAAGAAACGGGGGACCGAGGGAGAGUGGUUUAUUAUACGCCAACUGGUGAAAGGUUUUGAGCAAGUAAAAGCCAGCUCAAAAGCUGUACUUUUGCCGCCAAAAGAUGACGACAAAGACGACGAAGAUGCCCACCCACCACCAAUUCCUGGUAGUCCAGGAGGGCCUAUUCUACCAAUACUGAGUCUGACUAACGACACAGAAACCCCACCCAAGUAUCUGCACUUUAAUCCAAACCCAACAUAUUUUCACGACUAUAAUCAUCAACCGCCGUCUUAAUAUAUCAGAUAAUGACAGUUCGAAUGUAGAACUUGGAACUUCGGAUGUUAAAGAGUGUAAAUACGUCAGAUAUUCAUGUAAAUGGACGUGGUCAAGUUCAGGAGUCUGUCCUGUACAAAACGGCAAUUAUGUUUCGAAUAAAUCCACGUACAAGCAAGAUCAACAACUAUUUCCUUUAUGAUCACGUCUUAAUAAGAAUAAAAUUUGUGUAAUCUAUGUAAUUAUAUUUAAAAAUAGAGAAAUAAAAAUAUGUACUAUCAGUAUAA
Saccoglossus kowalevskii is the source of this 1038-nucleotide messenger RNA. RefSeq lists its product as uncharacterized. The record is from RefSeq and is a predicted model, not a curated record. Gene Ontology annotation, biological process: positive regulation of extrinsic apoptotic signaling pathway; apoptotic process; adaptive immune response. Gene Ontology annotation, cellular component: cytosol; CBM complex. Gene Ontology annotation, molecular function: kinase activator activity; protein kinase B binding; NF-kappaB binding. Lineage: Eukaryota; Metazoa; Hemichordata; Enteropneusta; Harrimaniidae.